AUGGCUGCCGGCAGCACCGUUCUCCUCCUCCUUCUCCUGCCCUGGCUCGUCCCGGCCUCGCACAGCCCACCCGGCUGCAAAAUCCGGAUCACUGCCAAGGGGCUGGAGCUGGUGAAGCAGGAGGGGCUGCGCUUCGUGGAGCAGGAGCUGCAGAACAUCACUGUGUCAGACCUGCAUGGAAAGGAGGGGCCACUCCACUACAACAUCAGUCAGGUCAAGGUGACAGACCUGCAGCUGGCAUCUUCUGACCUGCACUUCCAGCCUCAGCAGCACCUCGUAUUCAACAUCAGUGACGCCUCCAUCAGCCUGCGGUUCCGCAGGCAGCUGCUCUACUGGUUCUUCUACGACAUUGGGUCCAUCAAUGCCUCGGCGGAUGGUGUCCACAUCCACACUGUGCUGCAGCUGGCCAAGGAUGAGGUUGGGCGCCUGAAGAUCUCCAACAUGACCUGCAAUGCCUCCAUUGCCAGAAUGCACGCAGGCUUCUCCGGCACACUCAGGAAGGUCUACGAGUUCCUAAGCACCUUCAUCGUUACAGGGAUGCGCUUCCUCCUCAGCCAGCAGAUCUGCCCGUCCCUGGAGCACGCCAGCCUUGUGCUGUUGAACUCCCUGCUGGACACAGUGCCUGUGAGGAACUAUGUGGAUGAUCACAUCGGGAUUGACUACUCCCUCCUGCGGGAUCCAGCCAUCUCCAUGGACACCCUUGACCUAGACUUCAAGGGUAUGUUCUUCCCCCGCGCAAGAGAGAACCUGGAGCUGGAAAAUCAUGCGGUGGAGCCGGUGAUCAAGGAGACUGAGCGGAUGGUCUACGUUGCCUUCUCUGAGUACUUCUUUGACACAGCCAUGCAGGCGUACUUCCAGGCAGGCGUGCUGGCCAUUGAGCUCCAGGGGGAGAAAGUGCCCAAGGAUCUGGAGGUUUUGCUGAGAGCCACCUUCUUUGGGUCCAUCUUCAUGCUGAGUCCUGCCGUGGAUGCUCCCUUGCGGCUGGUGUUGCAGGCGUCGGCUGCGCCCCGCUGCAUCAUCAAGCCCUCAGGCACCUCUGUCUCCGUCUCUGCCUUCCUCAACAUCUCGCUGGUGCCAGCCGGACGGCCCGCCAUCCCGCUCUCCAGCAUGGCCAUGGAAACCAAGCUGAGUGCCAAGGUGUUUCUGCAAGGGAAGGCGCUUCGCGUGCAGCUGAACAUGCGCCGGUUUCGCAUCUACUCCAAGCAGUCCGCACUGGAGUCACUAGCGCUCUUCUCACUGCAGGCACCACUGAAGACCCUGCUGCAGCUGACCAUCAUGCCCAUCAUUAACGAGAGGACUAAAAAGGGAGUGCAGAUCCCACUGCCUGAAGGGAUGGACUUCACCAAGGAGGUGGUCACCAACCAUGCGGGAUUCCUCACCGUGGGAGCUGAUCUCCACUUCUCCAAGGGGCUGCGGGAAGUGAUUGAGAAAUACCGCCCAGCCCCUACCGCUCCAGCCCACCCCAGCUCGCGGCCCACAGCACCCAGUGCAGACCCUCGCCCGCUCUAGUUCUCCCCCUCGCUCCAUCACCCUGGACCGCGGGCAGAUCCCGGGCUGGACCCGUAGGCUGUAGGUAGAAAGCAGCUUUGCCAGUAGUGCUGGCACAUCUUGCAGGGCGCCUGUGCCCUGGUGGGAGCAGCAAGGUGGAGACGGCUGCUCUGGGAACCCCUGCUGCACCCCUUACCCUGCACCAAUAAACCACUCCAACCUGUGCGGCGUCGUUGCUCAGA
Molecule: messenger RNA, 1730 nt
Organism: Cuculus canorus (common cuckoo)
Lineage: Eukaryota; Metazoa; Chordata; Aves; Cuculiformes; Cuculidae
Gene: PLTP
Product: phospholipid transfer protein
Exons: 15
Coding region: 1-1509 (502 amino acids)
Biological process (GO): phospholipid transport; high-density lipoprotein particle remodeling; ceramide transport
Molecular function (GO): phosphatidylglycerol binding; phosphatidylethanolamine transfer activity; phosphatidylethanolamine binding
Source: RefSeq, a predicted model, not a curated record